GAACCUUCUGAAUAUCCUUAGCGCUGGAUUUGGGAACCAAUCAAUCAAAAUAAGGCAAAGCAGGACAAAUAAUAAUUUUUAUAUUUUCGUUGGAAAUGGGCUGCAUUUUCGAAGAAAUAAAGAAAGGAGAUGGUCAGACAUUUCCAAAAGUUGGACAAACUGUGGUGCUACAUUAUACAGGAAGAUUACAAAAUGGUCAAAUAUUUGACUGUUCAAGGGAAAGAAAGCAACCAUUUAAGUUUGUUCUGGGAGAAAACCAGGUUAUAAAGGCAUGGGAAGAGAACGUAAAAAAGAUGAGUAUAGGUCAACAAAUAAAAUUAACUUGUCCACCAGACUAUGCAUAUGGAAAAAGAGGCUACCCUGGCGUAUAUCCUUUUUUCUGAGAUUGAAGUUUUAUUAUAUAAAUAAUUAAAGGUAACCCUGUUU
Messenger RNA from Ruditapes philippinarum (Manila clam), 426 nucleotides. RefSeq names its product peptidyl-prolyl cis-trans isomerase FKBP1A-like. The record is from RefSeq and is a predicted model, not a curated record. The transcript is spliced from 5 exons. Lineage: Eukaryota; Metazoa; Mollusca; Bivalvia; Venerida; Veneridae. Gene Ontology annotation, molecular function: peptidyl-prolyl cis-trans isomerase activity. Bases 96 to 383 code for a protein of 95 amino acids.